Molecule: messenger RNA, 631 nt
Organism: Dermacentor albipictus
Lineage: Eukaryota; Metazoa; Arthropoda; Arachnida; Ixodida; Ixodidae
Source: RefSeq, a predicted model, not a curated record
AGCCAUGCGUCGCCGUUCGAGCACAAGCCGGCGCAGGUCUUCGAUGACGCUGAGCGGGUGCCCUGGCGAGUGGAGCUCGAGCUCUUCAGGGCGCAGCUACGCAGACACCUCGGGCUCGACCGAGGAGCCAGCAGAGCCGCGCAGCGAGGUUCAAAGCUACCUGAAUGCUUCGUUCAGCCUGGCGCCCGAAUUAGCCGGAGCGAUGCUGCAGUUUCCCGUGGACCUGUACCUCCUGAUGCGCAAGAAGGGUCCGGCGAGCAACGUGCUGCUGUCUCCCUGGUACCUGGCCUGCAUGAUGGUGACCGCGUACCACGGCUCGUCCGGAGCCACUCGGUGGGAGAUUGCACGCGCACUCCACACGGAUGACGAUGGCACCAUCGUGGCGCGGCUGGACGAACAUGCUAGCCGCCUUCUCAGCCGCAACUACCGCAGGCCACGGCAUACCCACUUGGGUACGAGCGAGCACAAAUCGAACCACACCUGUCGGGGGCAUGAGACGGGCAAGAGUCGUGAGCCUGGCCACAUUGCUGUUUCUCUUACAGCUCUUAGAGCUGCAGAUAGCCUUCAGAAUUUCAUAUUCUUGUCUCGUUGGAACAGCUGGCUCCUUCAUGUGAUAUUAUCGAAAGGUUGA